AUGGAGACAGGGGAGACGAAGGAGGAGGCACCGGCGACCGACGCCCCAACCGGCCCGGCGUUGCCGUCGGAUGCGCUCGUCAUCGUGCCCGUGCGAGAUACCGUCCUGUUUCCUGGUCUGGUGCUUCCGGUCACGAUUGGUCGCCCCGGCUCGAUCGCGGCAGCUCAGCAGGCGGUGCGGGAUCGACAGCAAGUCGGAAUACUGAUGCAGCGCGACGCGGAGGUGUCUGAGCCUGCCCCAGGCGACAUGCAUACGGUCGGCACCGUAGCCAACAUCGUGCGCUACGUCACCGCACCCGACGGUACACAGGCCCCUGGUUGCCAGGGGAUUCAGUCCAAAGCAAACACUCACGAACACAGCAGUCAUCACACAGCAGGGGACAUCGACGACCGAUUCACCCUGCCACCCAGGCCGUCAACCUUUUUUCCGCCCCAUCCACUGAACAGCCGCCUCUCCUCCGGUUGCCAGAGUUUUCUCAGCGGGUGGCCAUUUCUUGUUGCCCGUGUCGUGCGCGAGACCGAAUCCGCUGCUCGCACACCUGAAAUCGAAGCCCGGUUUCUCAAUCUUCGAACGCAAGCCAUCGAAGCGAUCGAAUUGCUGCCACAGGCAGCACAGCGCGAGUUGACUGGGAGUGCACGCGCGAAAACUCGAUCGAGUCGCCGGCUGACACUGUGCGAUUUCGCGACGCGGCUACAUGACGUGACGUUGCCCGCCGGGCUCCGAAAAGCAGACCGUGCUCUUGAGACGGUGGACAUCGCCGCUCGCAUUGAGAAGACGCGGACCGCGCUCGACGAACGCCAGCGAGAGGCUCUGCUUCGCGAACAGAUGGCCGCUAUUCAGCGCCAACUUGGCGAAGGCGAGGAGGGCCGGGCCGCCGAGAUGGCGGAUCUCGGUCAGGCCAUCACCGACGCCAAGAUGCCGAAGGAGGUCGAGGAGCAGGCGCGCAAAGAACUACGGCGGUUGCAGCGCAUGCCUGAGUCUGCUGGUGAGUUUGGCAUGGUACACACGUAUCUCGACUGGUUGACCGAGCUGCCCUGGAGUUUGCCGGAAGAGAGCCCAAUCGAUAUCACCGAGGCACGGCGGAUCCUCGACGAGGAUCACUAUGAUCUCGACAAGAUCAAGCGGCGAAUUGUCGAGUACCUCGCCUCGAUCGCCCGUGCCAUGAACCGCAAGUUCGUCCGGGUGAGUCUUGGCGGUGUGCACGACGAGGCGGAGAUUCGCGGUCACCUGCUCGCACCUACCUCGCGCACGCUGCCUGGGAAACAGCAUCAACUUACAUGCUGUGCGAGCUCUCGAAAGACGCCGGUUCUUGCGCAAUUGCUGACUGAUGCUCGACGAGACUCGACCAGUUCGGUCGGAGCCGGGUAUUCAGGUGACCCAGCGCGCUGCGCUAUAUUGGACGGUCUCGUAUCCGAGCAGAACCAUACCUUCCGCGACAAUUAUCUCGGGGUGCCGUUUGACCUGAGUCGAGUGGUGUUUCUCACCACAGCCAAUAUGCUCGAGAACACUCCCGGUCCACUGCGAGAUCGCAUGGAAGUCAUCAGCCUGCCUGGCUACACGGCCGAUGAGAAACUGCAGAUCGCCCGGCGUUAUCUGGUUCGCCGACAGAUGGAAGCCAAUGGUCUCAUGCCGGAUCAGGUUGACAUCACCGACGAAGCGAUCAGCGAGAUCAUUCAGCAAUACACGCGUGAGGCUGGCGUCCGUAAUCUGGAGCGCGAAAUCGGCAGGACGCUGCGUCACACAGCCGUACGCAUCGCCGAGGGCGACGCCGGCCCAGUCUCGGUGAGCCGCGAGGCGCUCGGUACGAUCCUGGGCCCCCCGCAGUUCGAAAGCGAAGUGGCGAUGCGGACGUCGGUGCCAGGUGUGGCGACCGGUCUGGCCUGGACGCCUGUCGGUGGCGACAUUCUGUUCAUAGAGGCGACUCGUGUGCCGGGACACGGAAAGCUCAUCCUGACUGGCCAGCUUGGUGAUGUCAUGAAGGAGAGCGCACAGGCGGCGCUGAGCCUGGUCAAGAACCAAGCCGCGCAGCUCGGGAUCCACGAAGAUCGGUUCGAGACUGGCGAUAUUCACGUCCAUGUGCCCGCGGGUGCGACGCCGAAGGAUGGGCCGAGCGCCGGUGUCGCGAUGUAUAUGGCGCUGGCCUCGCUCAUGACCGACCGCACCGUGCGUAGCGACACCGCGAUGACCGGCGAGAUUAGCCUGCGCGGUCUGGUUCUGCCCGUUGGUGGGAUCAAGGAGAAGGUCAUCGCCGCGCACCGAGCGGGAAUUCAGCGUGUGAUGCUGCCGGCGCGGAACCGGAAGGACUUCGAGGACAUUCCCGAAGGCGCUCGCAUGCAGCUUGAGUUCGUAUGGCUUGAUCGUGUCGAGCAGGCCGUCGAAUCGUCACUGGAAUCGGCCCCCGCCCCGGCGUCAGCUGUCGGCGCGACGAAAGCGGACGCGUAA
Messenger RNA from Geodia barretti, 2442 nucleotides. The record is from the annotation of a GenBank genome assembly. NCBI's taxonomy places the organism in Eukaryota, Metazoa, Porifera, Demospongiae, Tetractinellida, Geodiidae.